Messenger RNA from Spodoptera litura, 1041 nucleotides. RefSeq names its product distal membrane arm assembly component 2. NCBI's taxonomy places the organism in Eukaryota, Metazoa, Arthropoda, Insecta, Lepidoptera, Noctuidae. The record is from RefSeq and is a predicted model, not a curated record.
GGUAAUGUCAUACAAAAGUCAAAACAUGUUAAAAUAAAUUAAAUAACCUCAAAAAUAGUUUCCCAUAUCUAAAAGUGUUUGUUUACAAUUAUAAACAAGAGAUAAUGGUUAAAUUGAACUAGAAAUAGUUACAGGUAACCAUAAUGUCGCUAAGCUUAAAACCUUUAAGGUUAUAUCGACCUAUUUAUUAUUUUGGUCGGCAAUACUCUGAUGAGGACAAGACCAGAUAUCAGAUUUUAGAAGCGGGACAAAAACCAAAAUUGGUUCAUGGUAAACCCUAUGCAGAAUGGAGGAAGCCAUGGAUACAACGAGACGGAGAGUUCAGAAGCAAACUUUCAGUGUUUGUGGAAAGAAACCCAAGUCCAGAUAUUCUUCAUUUUAUGUCACAAUUACCAAAUUUAACUACGAAAACAAUUAAAAACUGGUGGUUGGAUAUGAAAGAACUUCAAGAUAUUGAGAAUCAAAGAUACUUGCCUAAAAGAGUUGCCACCCUCGGAUCAAAUUUGGCUGCAGCACAUUUCUUUACAUUUCGGAACUGUGCAGUCAGGUUGAAAGAUUCAGAAGAGUGGAUAUCUGGUGAUGCAACUACGCUGAAUCUUCCCGAUCGCUAUGUUAAUGGAUACUUUAUAGAAGCUGUAGACUGUACUAACUUCUUCCAUGGAGGAAUCCGAUAUGAAGGUCUACAAAACCUGUCCAAUCUUAGUUUUUUGAGGUGGUUGAGCUUAAGGGAUAACAAAUUUGUGGAUGUCUGGGGCCUAGACCGAGUGGCCGGUCAAAAUGGAGAUAGCUUGGAAUUUUUAGAUAUAAGUGGUUGCAACAUUUGUGUAGGAUGUAUCUUUGCUCUAGCUAAGAUGAGAGCUUUGAAGUAUGUAAUCCUGACAGAUCCUGGCGACAACCUCAACUUGCAAGCAGCCAUCUCAAUAUUAGAACAUGAGAGGCCUGACUUGUUGGUAAAAGCUAUAUAGUUAGAGCAAUUUGUUACUAUAGCAAAUUAUGUUUAAUGUAAUUGUUAGUGAAUAAAUUAUUUGUUACCAAAACUUG